AUGGAUGGAGUAAGCAACCUUCCCGACGACAUUCUGCUCCACAUCCUUUCCUUCCUCGAGGACUCGAAAAGCGCCGUCCAAACCAGCGUUCUCUCCAGGCGGUGGAGGCACUUGUGGAAAGACGUUUCUGCCCUCCACCUCGACCAGAACUCCUUCUCCACGAGGGAGCGCUGCCGAACCUUUGUACGCAACUUCCUGUCCCGACGGUCGACCCGCCUCGACAAGGUAAGCUUCACCACCAAUCACACGGAAGAGACUGGCAAAUUCCUCUGGUCCGACCACGAGCCGGAGUCGCUCGGCAUGGUCCUGGCCUACGACGGUCGGACCGGUCCCGACCACGACCCGAGCCGCCGCCGCCUCCUACGUCUACGUGCGUCCCUCGGCCAUCGCGGAUCCCUCGAGCUGUUCGAUUGCUUCGCCGUCGAGCUCGGCGUGGUUUUGAGGAGGUGCUUCGGAGCGCUGACCACCUUGGAGCUGCGUCACUGCCUGAUGACGUUCGACAACGAUGGAGGCGGCGAUCCUUUUGCUGCCCUUCCUCGUUUGAACUGCUUGAAGCUGCUCGACUGUCGUGUCCGGCGGCCGCGCCGGUGCCGGCGGUUCAAGGUGUCGGGGCUCCAGUUGCGGGAACUGGAGAUUCGUCAUCACAUGGCGGACGACGACGACGACGACAGUCUUGCGGUGAGCGAGGUGCUGGCUCCGAAGCUCGAGUCGUUCUGUUGUACGGGGCGCGUGAGCCGGGUUGAGAGGCUCCGCGAGUUGGACUUUCCUUGUCUUGUUCGCGCUAGCGUACACCUGACGUACUGUUCCGAGCGUGUGGCGAUGGGUUGGGUGAGUAACGUGACGAUGCGGCUGGUGCGUGGUUUGCGUAGUGCAGAGUCUCUCGACUUAUGUUUGAAAGAUAUGGUUGGAAGUACCCAUAAGUCACCACCAGUCACCCCUGGAAACAAGGCUACGGAGUAAAGUCUCUCGAUAUCAAAUGAGAAAUGAUGAAUUUUUUUAGUGUUUGAUAUCCACAUCAAACACGUGUCUCGACUAGCUACCGAGGAGAUUGAACGAUACCCUAGAUCCUCGAAAACGUUCUUUGUACUCGGAGUUUAGACAUUCAUCCUUUUUGUUAAUUAGUUUCGGCACUUUGCUUUGUUCAAUAUCCAUAGGCACCAUUUUGCUUUAAUCUAAAGAUGUCAAGGUGGAGUUGUUCUUCAAGAGAUCUGUC
Molecule: messenger RNA, 1213 nt
Organism: Linum tenue
Lineage: Eukaryota; Viridiplantae; Streptophyta; Magnoliopsida; Malpighiales; Linaceae
Source: the annotation of a GenBank genome assembly